AUGGAGAGCAUACAAGGAAAAAGAUUGAUGUUGCUAGCUUUAUUGUUUGCUAUAGUGAGAGCACAACAAAUUACCAACAAUCCUCCCAACAAUGUUGCUUCUUUGGGAAAGGCUCAGCUCCCAGAGAGGAAUAAAGGAAGAGGUGGUGGCAGUGGCAGUGGUAGUGGAGGGGUGUAUGGGGGAGGAGGAUGUGGAUGGGGAUGGGGAGGCCCCGGCGGUAGUAGUGGUGGCGGUGGAGGUGGAGGUGGGGCUGGCUAUUGGAGAUGUCAAUGCACGAAGCAUUCGGGAAAAAGAGGAAAUCGUCAUAUGGCCGACGAGAAGAGAGAUUUCGGUAGUGAAGAGUUUAGGAUGAGAGAAUUCGGCGAAUGCACCACGAGAGGGAGGUGUGAGGGAAUGAGAUUAGACUGUCCACUACACUGUGGAGGUCCUUGUUCCUAUGACUGCACCCAUGCUUGCAAAGCUUACUGCAAACACUGA
This is a messenger RNA of Salvia hispanica, 477 nucleotides long. The record is from RefSeq and is a predicted model, not a curated record. NCBI's taxonomy places the organism in Eukaryota, Viridiplantae, Streptophyta, Magnoliopsida, Lamiales, Lamiaceae.